AUGGCAACAUACCAGGUAGAGGUGAGCACUGGAGACAUGGCCUACGCAGGGACCUGGGACCACAUCUCAGUGACCUUGGUCGGGACUGCAGGCCAGAGCCAGAAGACAGAGCUGAACGGCUGGGGCAGAGACUUCGGUGUGGGCUCAAUCAGGACUUACAGUGUGACCACCCCCUCCUCUCUGGGUACUCUGCUCCUGCUGAGACUGGACAAGGAGCCUGUGAUGCUUCUGCCCGAUAACUUGUGGUUCUGCCGCAGUGUUCGUGUGUCUACUCCAGAGGGCACCAACCAUCUGUUUCCCUGCUAUCGCUGGAUCUCCAGAGGGGAGCUGGUGGGAGUGAUAGAACACUACUACCCCUCAGACGCAGAUGUGCAAAGAGAUUCAGAACUGCAAGAAUGGAUCAGUGACAUUUUCACUUAUGCCUUUCUGGGAGAAAAGGCAUCAGGUUGUCCUCAGAGCUUCAGCUCAGUGAAGGAUCUAGUCAAGUUCGUCACCAUGAUAAUCUUUAAUUCCUCAGCCCAACACUCUGCAGUCAACAAUUGUCAGUUCGACUAUCAGUUCUGGGUUCCUAAUGUCAGUAUGCUCCUGGUUAGCGCUCCUCCCUCCACUAAGGGCCAGUCCACCAUGCAGACAGUCUUGGACGCUCUUCCGAACGUUGGGUCUACAGCCACCAACGCUCAGAUGUGCUGGACCUUGUCUUAUCAAUAUUCUGAUCUGGUGCCUUUGGGCUGUUUCCCCAACCAGCGUUUCGACGAGCCGGUCGUGAUGCAGUUGAUGAAGGACUUUGAAGCAGAGCUGGCUAAUCUCGAGGAAGAAAUCAUAGAGAGGAAUAAGACACUCCCUUUGCCCUACCCCUACCUGCUCCCCUCUCAAAUCGAGAAAAGCAUUGCCUUGUAA
Knipowitschia caucasica is the source of this 897-nucleotide messenger RNA. NCBI's taxonomy places the organism in Eukaryota, Metazoa, Chordata, Actinopteri, Gobiiformes, Gobiidae. The record is from the annotation of a GenBank genome assembly.